GAGAGAUCCGAGCCAAUCUUUGAUCAAAACAUGGGGGAAUGCGAAAAGUAUUAGGGGAGCACAACGCGUAGACAUUGUAAGCAGCCACGGCGUCCGUGUCGCGAAUGCAACCUGAUGCUAUUCCUAGCAGGCGUAACAGUAACAGCGAAGGAGUGAGCAAUUCGGAGACCGUAUUAUCUCAGCCUCGGCGUAUUGCAGAGUGAGCAUUGCAUACGACAUCACAUCAUAUCAUACCCCGACAGUGCAACCAAUACAUUCAUCACAGCAACAAAAGCCACAAUUUGGUUUCGCAUACCAUUUCUGCCAUUUACGCCGGAUAUCUCGAGAUGAGUGAGAUUAGCAGCGACAUAUCAUAUUUCAGCGUGCACGACGUCAUAUUGAUCUCUUUCUGGAUAUUUCCCACGACGCGGGUUUGGAAUCGCGAUCCUGGGGUAAACCAGAAGGGAUCUGUCCAGGUUUUGAACGAAAGAGGUAACCUGUUGCGCUGAGUCGUGGCGUAGGCGGCGCUCCCACGUUGUGGCGUACGUAUACCUUCAUAUGUACACUUCAUACCUCGGUGACAUGCUUCGUCUUGCAGGUUCCUUGGUAGUGAAAUGACUGACUCGGUUGUUCAAUAGUUGCUUUCUUCGAGGUUGCAUCAAAUUCAGGAAUCUCAAAUCAGCUGCGUCAGGAUCAUUGUUGCUGUGGCCGGAAACAAACAAUGGAUGUCUCAACGUCUGCAGCGAGAGAGUCAGAGACAAUAACACGCCAAAACCUGUUAUCAUCUGCGACAAGUCUCAGCCAAAACCAGAAAUCGUAGACAUGUUUAAUUGAUUUCAUUAAUCAAUUACGAUUCAGUUUUGAAACUAUUGACCGUCGAGGAACUCACUGACCAACAGUGCAUACUCACCCUGACGGUCAUUCCGUGGGUGAUGCAUUAUCAUGAUGAAUGAAACGUCAAAGCUGUCAAUCGCGUGGCAGACUUGGCUCUCAGACUCUCGAAAUGGAAGCCCUACACGAGUCGCUCGCCCACGUUGCUUCGAUAGUGACACCGACAAUGACAGCGUCGGUGUCAGUCUCGGUGACCUUUCCCUUUUCCUUAGGAAUUUCCGACAUUACACGCCCCCUCCUCCCAUUCGCCCGUUACCUCGACUCUACCUAAAAGGGGGAAUUUCCGGGACCAUUAUCGCUUCUUCCCCAGCUCCGGGCAACUCUACUCGUUUUCCCGCAAGCCACAUUUUUCUCGAUCGGAUUCUAACCGUGGACCUUUGCCGGAAUUGGCCCGAGGUCUAUCAAGAGAGAUUGGGAUGACCUCCUCGCUCGCUACUCUCCCCGCGGCACCGCAAUCGCAACCGCAACCGCAAACACGUGGAAAUUGCGGAAGCUAACUAUAGCUAAGAACUGAACCAAGAUCCGGGAGGCGUUUGCCCCAAACCCGAGGUAGCACGGGACGAAGUCCGAGGUUGGAAUAUUUUGAGUUUGGACGUUUCGAAUGAUUCAGGAGCUGCACCCUGAAGGAUGCAUAGAAUUUUUCUUCAGGACAGAUACUCACUGACACUGACGCUUGCAAUGAUUUCAUGACACAUGCUUCUACAUUGUGGCUGUCCUUCCACGGCCCUUCUACCGAUGCUUCUAGUGUCCACAACUGCAUCUUCACCACCACAACUUUAUGCUCCAGGCCCGAAGUAGAAGGUGGACAGCAUGUCAGGGUGGCUUCCAAGAAAGAAAAAGGAAGUUCUGGAAAGAAUUGAUAGAAGCCCCUCCGAUAAGACUCCAGUCUCCAUCUCCCUCUCGGCUCUACUUACUCCGUAGCAUCACUGACUAACAGCCCCCAUAUUAAAGGGGGUUCUUUACGUUAUGAGCGACUCGUGAAUGGGGUCAAUGCAAUGCCUGUCGGGAGCAACUCAGACAUGGCAAGCCUUGGCUUGGCUUCACUAUUUGGUGAGAGGAGAACCGCCGGUUCGGGUCGGGGGACCAGGGCUUCUCACAAGCGGUAGACUUCAGGGGGGGUUAUGGACGCCUCAAUCCUAUCGCGGCAACGGUAAAGGAAGAAAAGGCUGGUUAAGCCGCCAGGCCAGCGGUUUAAUUCUAAUUAACAGGCCCUCGGAAGGUGGGAAUGGUAUUCCGUCCCAUGCCGUCCAUUCGCUUGGGGGGAGCUAGGAAUGGCAGUCCGCCGUCCGGAGCUGGGGUUUUGAUUUGAGAUGAAUCGUCAAAGCAACGCCAGGCAGGGCAAGGCAAAGCAAACAACAAAGUUUCAAAUGCAGCAGCAGGCCGUGUCCGUGGUGUCGGAUACUUGCUUUUGGACAUGGGUUCUGAGUCGGUUAUGUCACAAGGAAUUGUGAUAUAAUGCAGGAGAAUGGUAUUCCGUGCGCCGGAUAAAGUCGCAAGCGAAACCGUGUAAACGGGUCAAAACACUGGACUCUUGCUAGACCAAACAAUUCUUCAAAGAGGCUGCCGUACGAGAAGGGCUAGUCUUUCGUUAGUUAAGCAUGCGAGACCAGUAAAGCAUAUCGCGAUGCAGACUCGGAAACCGAUACAGUGUUAUUAGAGUGUCUGAUCCAGCCUUCGAUAAGCUUUUACUUAGCCUUGGCACAGUAACUUCCUGAUUG
Molecule: messenger RNA, 2588 nt
Organism: Fusarium odoratissimum NRRL 54006
Lineage: Eukaryota; Fungi; Ascomycota; Sordariomycetes; Hypocreales; Nectriaceae
Exons: 1
Coding region: 922-1290 (122 amino acids)
Source: RefSeq, a predicted model, not a curated record